UGCGCAUUACGAGUCUCUCUGAAGGUUGCAUCACUACACGUGAAGUUGGGCUAUUCGCGUUUCUUCGAAAGUUUUUCAUUAAUUCCGAUCGACAAAACGUGUAAAAAUCAAAAUGUUGGCUGCUGCUAGAUUGUUAACCCGUAACUGUACCGGUAUAACUUGCGAUGUCACUCGAAGACAGCAAUUCAGUACUAUUCUUAAAAAUGCUGCAGCACCAGCAUUUAUAGCACCCCAAAGGCCUACAGAUGUACACCAAUAUCGAUUCAAAUCGGAAGGUGUAAAGGGUGCAGUUGUUGGUAUUGAUCUUGGAACAACAUUUUCAUGUGUAGCUGUUAUGGAAGGAAAACAAGCCAAAGUUAUAGAAAAUGCAGAAGGAUCUAGAACAACCCCAUCUUAUGUGGCAUUCACUAAAGAUGGAGAACGUUUAGUCGGUAUGCCUGCUAAGCGUCAAGCAGUUACGAAUCCCGCGAACACAUUUUACGCAACGAAACGAUUAAUCGGACGAAAAUUUGAAGACCCUGAAGUUAAAAAGGAUAUGAAAACAGUUUCGUAUAAAAUUGUACGAGCUUCUAAUGGGGAUGCGUGGGUACAAGGUGGGGAUGGUAAAAUGUAUUCUCCUAGUCAAAUUGGUGCAUUCAUACUGAUGAAAAUGAAGGAAACAGCUGAGGCAUAUUUAAGUACAUCGGUAAAGAAUGCUGUAAUCACCGUACCCGCUUAUUUUAAUGAUUCCCAAAGACAAGCUACCAAGGAUGCUGGUCAGAUUGCUGGACUUAAUGUACUUAGGGUAAUCAAUGAACCAACAGCAGCUGCUCUUGCAUAUGGCAUGGAUAAAACGGAAGACAAAAUUAUUGCAGUAUAUGAUUUAGGUGGUGGUACUUUCGAUAUUUCAAUUUUGGAAAUACAGAAAGGAGUGUUUGAAGUUAAAUCCACAAACGGAGAUACCUUCUUGGGAGGAGAAGACUUUGACAAUGCGGUAGUUAAUUAUCUUGCGAAGGAAUUUAAAAAAGAUCAAGGUCUUGAUGUUGCGAAAGAUGCAAUGGCUAUGCAACGAUUAAAAGAAGCAGCUGAAAAGGCAAAAAUUGAAUUGUCCAGUUCUUUGCAAACUGAUAUAAAUUUGCCUUAUCUUACCAUGGACUCUAGUGGACCAAAGCACUUGAACCUUAAGCUUUCAAGAAGUAAAUUUGAAAGCCUCGUUGGUGAUUUAAUUAAACGUACCGUUCAGCCAUGCCAAAAGGCACUUUCUGACGCCGAAGUAACCAAGUCUGAUAUCGGUGAAGUGUUGUUGGUCGGUGGUAUGACAAGAGUACCUAAGGUUCAACAAACGGUACAAGAAAUCUUUGGUCGGCAACCAUCGAAAGCUGUAAAUCCUGACGAGGCUGUGGCUGUCGGUGCUGCAGUUCAAGGUGGUGUACUUGCUGGAGAUGUAACGGAUGUGCUUCUUUUGGACGUUACUCCUCUGUCACUUGGUAUUGAAACGUUGGGUGGUGUAUUCACGAAAUUAAUUUCUCGAAACACAACUAUUCCCACCAAGAAAAGUCAAGUAUUCUCUACAGCGGCUGACGGUCAGACCCAAGUCGAAAUUAAAGUUCACCAAGGUGAACGAGAAAUGGCUACCGACAAUAAGCUUUUAGGACAAUUUACUCUAGUCGGAAUUCCGCCUGCACCCAGAGGAGUACCACAGAUAGAAGUCACAUUUGAUAUUGAUGCCAAUGGUAUCGUUCACGUAUCAGCUAGAGACAAAGGAACUGGCAAGGAACAACAGAUUGUUAUUCAAUCAAGCGGUGGUCUUAGCAAAGACGAAAUUGAAAAUAUGGUAAAGAACGCCGAACAAUAUGCUAUGCAAGAUAAGAUUAAGAAAGAUAGAGUUGAAGCUGUAAAUCAAGCUGAAGGAAUUAUUCACGAUACGGAAUCUAAAUUAGAAGAAUUCAAAGCACAAUUGCCACAAGAUGAAUGUGACAAAUUGAGAGAAUUGGUUGCAAAGAUGCGUGAAACAUUGGGCAAGAAAGAUGAUCUGGAACCAGAAGAAAUUAAGAGACAAACGAACGAACUACAACAAGCCAGCCUUAAAUUGUUCGAAAUGGCAUAUAAGAAGAUGGCCGCGGAACGGGAGGGACAAAGCCAAAGUCAAAGCCAGAACCAAGAAGAUGGACCUACAAAGAAAGAGGAGAAAAAUUAAUUAUAUUUAGACAAUAUAUGUUUAAACAAAAACAAAAUUAAUUGCACACAGCUGUAGGAGUACGAGUCAGUAUCAUCCUGCACGCUAAAGUAAAACGCAUCGUCAUGUAACGUAUACAACAAAAUUGUAACGAUGCAUUUGUAGAAUCUUUAUUUUUGAGCAUGCGUUAUUGGAAGUAGUAAAUAUUAAUUUAAAUUUCAAUUUGAAAAGAAUAUAACUAAUGCUUUAUAAUUGCGUAAAGACUAUUUAAAAAAGGCGUAAAAAGAAAUUAAAAACUUUUAUUUCAAUCCGUACUAAUGAAUAAUUUAAAGAUAUUGAACAUGUAAAUGUGAAUCUUCGUAAAGAAGUAUUUUACAUAAUAUACCAUUUAAUUAGACUUUUGUAAUAGCAGGUCAAAUUGUAAAUUCUGUAUAUAACUGACUUACAUUAUGGCAUUUUCUGCUAAGAGCUUUUGUGUCGUUAUAUGCAAAAAAUGUUAAGGACAUGACAAUUUUAAACAUUUGGCUUAAUGGAAAAACAAUGAAAAUCGGUAGCUCAAUAACUUAACGAUACUGUCAUUAUGAAAUUUGUAACUACAGGAAUUUGUGUUAUUUCAUUUGGUAUGGGUGUGAAAGCGUGGAAGUACGAGAGAGUGUAAAUGAGUGUUCGAUGUAAAACAAAUUAUUCCUCAAAAAGUAUGCGACAUGUAGAUUAUUUUAGGAUAUAUUGUAUUAUGAUAUAACCAUGUUAUUAAAAUUUUUUAUUCGAUUCC
Osmia bicornis bicornis is the source of this 2927-nucleotide messenger RNA. It is a transcript of the gene Hsc70-5, whose product is annotated as heat shock 70 kDa protein cognate 5. Gene Ontology annotation, biological process: cellular response to unfolded protein; protein refolding. Bases 113 to 2176 code for a protein of 687 amino acids. Lineage: Eukaryota; Metazoa; Arthropoda; Insecta; Hymenoptera; Megachilidae. The transcript is spliced from 11 exons. The record is from RefSeq and is a predicted model, not a curated record. Gene Ontology annotation, molecular function: ATP-dependent protein folding chaperone; ATP binding; heat shock protein binding. Gene Ontology annotation, cellular component: cytoplasm; mitochondrion.